Anisakis simplex (herring worm) is the source of this 219-nucleotide messenger RNA. The record is from the annotation of a GenBank genome assembly. NCBI's taxonomy places the organism in Eukaryota, Metazoa, Nematoda, Chromadorea, Rhabditida, Anisakidae.
AUGCAACCAACAGCAUCUUCACAAUGCGCCUCGUCAUCCUCACCGUCGUCGAAACCACUCUUCAAAACAUACAAAAAGAUUCUGAAUGCCGGACGAGGCGGCCAACUACCUGAAUUCCGUACCGGUACAAAGGCCAUAUUCCACUACGAAGCGCUGAGACCAAUCGGAGGGAUUGACCCGGAUCUGGAGGGUUUCCCGCAGUCGAGGUGUGACCUUUGA